UUCAUAUCGGAAAACUUGCUAUAUAAAUUGAACAUGAUGGCUACGAAUCAUAUAUGUGUAUGCGUAUAUAAUUGGAAUUUUUUUUUAAAUAAAACCAAGAUAUCUACCUAGCCAUCAAUGCCAGUGAUAGUAGUUUUGGAGUAAUAUCCUGCAAUCUAAAAUCUAUAAAAAAAAAAUUACUGAACUGUAAAUAGUUCUUAACACAAUGAUGUGUUGUAUUGGAACCAUAAUACAAUAUCUAUAUAGUAGCAACUGCGAGUUUUCAAUCCAAUUUAAUUGGCUAAAAGCAUAAUAAACCUUAACUGAGAUAGACAGCAAACAACCAUUAGUUUAUGUGCUAAAAUAAUUCCACAGACUACAUUUUUAUAAUUCAUAUCAUUUAACUAGAAAACAAAAGAAACAAGCUAACUGAGACAUUAUUGGUGGAGUGUCGACAAUAUUAUUAUAAAAUUAAAAGCCCAAGCAAAUAUUUUAAAUUAACCAUGUUAAUUUUAAUAUCAAAGCACUCUAUAAAAGGACCACUCAAGUCUCUAGCGAUCGUAUCUGUCUCAGCAUCAGUGCAUCUCUUUUCUCCAACAUAACAUUUUCUUCUCCCCAUAUAGAAAAUCGUUAACAUUUCCUUCAAUAAUUCUUCCACCUACUAACAAACUAUGGAGAAGGAGAACGAUGAGCCAACUAAGGGACACGACAAUACGUUUAGCUUACAGAAUGUUCUGUUCAUUGUCAAAGUCUCAGCCGUCCUAGCCUUCACCGGUUACUGUGGUUACCCGACGAUUAUAAAUGUACUCGACGGCGUUGACCUUUGGUUCGGUUGGUUCCGUUUGGUUCUAAGAAACGUUUUCUUCAUCUUCAUCAUCCUAAACGCUCUCAUAGGCGCGAUAUACUUUAGCUUCCUCAAAACCACCGAAAAAAAGAAACAAGAUCUCUAUGAUGAAUAUAUCGCCGCCGCACCCUCCGCCGUCCGUUCUUCCCCGGAGCCUUCUUCUGCCCUGAUGGAGGUUGGAGACUACGGUGGUGAAUAUUAUAAUAAGUCAAGUUACUACAAGACUGUGCCACCGUUUCAAGCGGUUACUACGGUUGAGGAGAGUAAGUGUUAUGAACGAUUAGUGAUGGAGACGAGCUCUAAGAGUUAUAGGAAGACGACGAGUUUAGAGAAGAAGAAGAAGAGGUCCACGGUGGAGUAUCGAAGGACGGAGUCGGAGAGAGUACUGAUGAAAACGGCGUCGUGGAGGUCGCAUGCGAUGGAUGAGCUGAGCAGCGAGGAGUUUCGUAUGAAGGUGGAGACAUUUAUCACGGGGUACAAGAAGAAAAUGAAUUGCCAAAACGGCGUCGCUGAUCACUGGGGAAACGGAGUCUCUCGGUUUCAAAACGGCAGCGUUGACCAGUGGCAGAACUGUGUCCCCCAGUUGCAAGAUCAGCCUUAUUACGAUGGAACUGAUCGUCGUCGUCAUCGUAGUCGUAGGCUCGUGGGUGGUUCUGGCUCUACUGGUAGUGGUGGUCCGUACUUGGCCAUUUCGAAUUAGAGCUUGGCGUGGGGACUAUGUAAAAGUAAAAGACGUUAACAACAUAGGUUAUUUUUUACGGACAAUAAUGUUGUAUUCUAAAUUUCUAAUAUAGAUGAGGCUAUUAAUCUGUGUCACAUGGUA
Molecule: messenger RNA, 1646 nt
Organism: Brassica rapa (field mustard)
Lineage: Eukaryota; Viridiplantae; Streptophyta; Magnoliopsida; Brassicales; Brassicaceae
Source: RefSeq, a predicted model, not a curated record